AUGGCGUGCACUCACACUUCCCACUCUGCUUUCUUUCUUCGCCUGAUUUUCCUUUGGGUUUCUGCACUUGUGGUAUUCGCCAAUGAAAAUCAACACUCUCUCUUUAUUGUUCAAAAUACUUCACUGCAGCUAUCUCGUGGAUUUCCUGUGGGAAACUCUCCUGGUUCUAAGCCUGGUGCUACUGUUAUUGUUGAAAGAGUUCAUUUACAUGGUCGGUCGAGGUUUAAAAACUUGGGAAAAUAUGCUCACUCCGUGAAAGUGAAGUUGUUGCCCGCAAGUUCAAAUGUUCGCGUGCCAAAUAUAGAGGUUUGCUUCCAUAGGAAUGCAUCUCUUGCUAUGGGGAUGUGCCCACAAGGCCAGUGGGAGAAAGUUGCCAAGGGAUCUUGGGUCCGAUCAAUGUCUCCUUUUGACCAUAAGCUCUUAGAUAUAAGGACGGUAGGGUCAACACUGGAGAAUUUUGAGGUGUCUGCUGAAGAAGAAUUUUUUGCAUAUCGCAUUAUAUUGUUAAUAUUGGGUGUUACCCUGAUGAGCUUGGCAUCCUUUUUAAGCCAAUCUUUAGCAUUUUAUUAUAGCAGUGCAAUGGCAAUCGGAAUAAUUCUUGUGAUAUUGAUCAUUCUUUAUCAGGGAAUGAAACUUCUCCCAACUGGUCGGAAAAGUUCCUUUGCUAUAUUUUUAUAUUCAUCUGCUAUUGGCUUGGGGACUUUUCUCCUCCGUUACAUUCCUGGUUUGGUUUGUUCAAUACUUUCGGAGUUAGGAAUUGAUGAGGACAUGUAUAAUCCUCUGGCAAUAUUUUUGCUCACUUUUGUUGCCAUUGCUGGGGCCUGGUUAGGAUUUUGGGUGGUCAAAAAGCUUGUCCUGACUGAAGAGGGAUCUGUGGAUUUAAGCACUGCUUUAUUUGUUGCAUGGGCCAUAAGGAUUUUGGCCGCUAUUACGAUUCUUCAGAGUUCUAUGGAUCCUCUACUGGGAACAUCGGCAUUAAUAUGUGGCUCACUCGUUCCCUCUUUGAAAAAGAUGCUUAGGUUGAGAUUCAUCCGCCGCUUACCCAGGCGUUUAUUUAAAUCACCCAAGAAAAACCGGAGACCCCAUGUUUAUAAUUUGUCACCUUUUGAUGAUGAAGAUGAUGAGCAUUACGACAACAUAAAGGACUCUACACUUAAUCGGCCACAACGUAAAAGCUCCCCUAUAACCCCUUUCAAAUCUUCUGAACGAGGCUUCAAUAGGUCGCUACCUAGAACGCCGACAAAGGAGUUAUAUCCAUCCAUCAUACACACUACACCUGAAAGAAGAAAAUAUUCAGCUGCAGAAUGGGAUGAGUUCACAAAGAAGUCCACUGAAAAAGCCUUGGAAGAGCUCGUUCAAUCACCUGAUUUUGGUAAAUGGUUGUCCACCAAUGCAGAUAGGAUUAGUGUGACACCCAACUCCGGAACUGAUCGGCCACGCAGGUGGUUGUGGUCUUGA
This is a messenger RNA of Vicia faba (fava bean), 1458 nucleotides long. The record is from the annotation of a GenBank genome assembly. Lineage: Eukaryota; Viridiplantae; Streptophyta; Magnoliopsida; Fabales; Fabaceae.